CCGAGGCUGUAAGCUGCCCGGAACAGGAUAAAUAUUAAUGCGAUCUUUGACAUCGUUCUAGAUAUCUUCUUUUGCUUUAUAUCCCUAACAAGAAUGGAGGAGUUAUUAGCGAAACACCGCAAGGAACAAAAAGAUCUCCAAGCACGCAUCACUCAGAAGAAGAAAUCUGCCACGAAGAAGACCCGCCGGGGUAUUAACGAAGAAUGCGAUAGGCUUCAGAGUGAACUUUCCGAACGACACCAGGCCGAGAUUGCAGAGUUAAAUGGCGAGCCUGCCCCUCCCGUUGACGACCUCGACGAUCUCAGUUUGAAUGGUUCGGAAGAAGAUAAAACACAGAAGGACGAAACCGAUGGUUCACAGAACCCUCCAUCGAUAGAUAAUUCUCCAGAUACAUAUUCCGCGACCGCAGAGGCCUCCACCCCGUCACCACGACCUAAGAAACCUAAUCGCCAGAAGGCUCGUCUGGCACGUCGCGCUGCGGAGCAAGCGGCGCAGUCUGCCAUUGCCGCGGAAGAAGCUGCAAAACAAACAGAUUAUCGUGGAGAUGAGCAAGAGGUCAUGGAUGGCGUUUUCAAACGGUUGGGGUUGAAACAGGUUGAGAUAAAGCCUGAUGGGCACUGUCUCUACUCCGCCAUUGCCUACCAGCUGGAAAUGCUAGGCCUUGGCUUGAAACCUGACCCAAAAAGAAUCAUCCUUGAGACCCCGACUCAGUCCCGCAUUGAUACGGUAGCCUCGCCUCAACACGAUGGCUAUAGAGCAGUUAGGGCUGUGACAGCCGAUUUCAUAAACGAGCACCAAGUUGAUUUUGUGCCCUUCAUGGAAGAGCCCGUGGAACUAUACACUCGCAAGAUCAAGCUUACAGCAGAGUGGGGUGGACAAUUAGAGCUAUUAGCGAUUGCUAAGGCAUAUGGUGUGGAAAUCAACAUCAUACAAGGUGACGGAAGGAUUGAAAAGAUCGAAGGUGAUACUCAAGAGUAUGAUGACGAACAGAAGAGCAAACGCAUCAUUUGGUUGGCCUACUAUCGGCAUACGUACGGUCUCGGUGAGCAUUAUAACGCACUUAUGAAAUGAUCUCAGCCAUCCACGCAAGUCAAUAUACGAUCAAAGCCUUCGUCGUCACGAAACUCGGGUUCUGUUCUAAAUCUCUUUCUAAUCAGGUACUUAUUUUCAGUCGAGAUUUCAAUUCUCCUGCUUAUGCCCCUUGUCGU
This is a messenger RNA of Aspergillus caelatus, 1208 nucleotides long. RefSeq names its product deubiquitinase OTU2. Gene Ontology annotation, biological process: protein deubiquitination. Lineage: Eukaryota; Fungi; Ascomycota; Eurotiomycetes; Eurotiales; Aspergillaceae. The record is from RefSeq and is a predicted model, not a curated record. Bases 94 to 1071 code for a protein of 325 amino acids. Gene Ontology annotation, molecular function: cysteine-type deubiquitinase activity. The transcript has 2 exons.